GGGCAAUGUCAACGUGGCCCGGUUUAUCCCAUCUGGACAGUGUGCAGUGACUACCCAGCGACAAACGGGUGAUGUCGGGGUUGUAACCUUGUCCAUGUGGCCAGCGGAUGCGGAGCCGAGUGGUGCCACCUCCGAAGGGUUGCGUAUGUGUUGGCCGAGUCUGCCUGGUUGGAAGGGGCUACACAUUCCUCCAAGCGAGUAACACCACAAUCCGCAAACAUCCGCAGGCAUCUUCGUUCGACCUCUGUCAUUCCGGCUCGCCACUGACACUGACGAGGUGCAUGCGCCGAGUAGACCUUCAGCACGGCAAUCCCCGACUCAUGACGCAUAGCAUGUCAGACAUAAGAGUCAACAUGUUGCACGUCGAGGUCCUCCAUGUACCCCACUAGUUCCACGCCAGCAUCACUGCUUCUAAAUCUAUCGUGAACACCUAUCCCAGAAAUAUAUUCUCGCAAUGUUCGUCGUCCUUUGGGCCAGUCCCGACCAGAGCAUCUGCACGCGUGACGACAUGCCAGAGACCGUCCACCGUCACUGCCACCACUGCCGUCCCAGCCCGCGCCGGCCAUCCUGUGCCGCGUGCUGUCCUCGAUCGUCCUCACCUGCCGUCGGCGUGGCUGUCUGCCAAACCCCACCGGCGUCACCCAAUGUGACGUAUUCGACGCUGCCACCUUCCCCUCGUACCACAACCACUGUUGUGCCUUCGCGCCCCACAAGCCCCUGCUGUCUCGGCGAAUCUCACGCCGACAGCUCUUGGUCGCGCGCGAGCUCCGUUGCCUCUACAAGGCUACUUGACAGUGCAGUCUUCUCCGAACGCCCUCGCGCGAGCCUGAGCCACGGCCAUGCCACACUCUGCUGCCUGGGGCCUUCGACCAUGGCCCUGUGCGACCAAGCAGCGACCACAUGCGCCAAGUUUUCUUUGCACCUAUCUCACAGCAUCGCGCAUCAAGCCGUCCUAUCGCGCAGUAGCUGUGUCCCCUCCUCGCGCUGCUGCGACGCCCAGGGGCACGCGCUGUCAGCAGCCGAAUUCCGCUGUCGCCGCGGUCUUACUGAGGUCUGCCCCGGUUUCCCCUCGUCCGGGCCAGUCCUCCUCUCGCAGAGCAGAUUGUAACGUCGUGAACCGAAUCGAUCGGAGCCCCAUGGGACGUGGGAUUCAGAAGCCAACAACGAAAUCGUGCUUAUCAUGAACUGUAAUAUUACCUCAAUGCAUUUGCCUACGCCUUCAUGAUGUCGUCGAUGCGCUCCAUAAGGUACUUAACGAUCCCAUCCGGCCCUACCUGGACCUGC
Molecule: messenger RNA, 1284 nt
Organism: Cutaneotrichosporon oleaginosum
Lineage: Eukaryota; Fungi; Basidiomycota; Tremellomycetes; Trichosporonales; Trichosporonaceae
Source: RefSeq, a predicted model, not a curated record